UUCGUAUUGUGUUAAACGCACCGUUUGUUAAGAAUCAUGUGACCAGCCCAGGCAGCCAUGGCAACCAGCGUAGCUGCUACUGCUGCUGCUGACUUCACGAGAUACGAGAAAAUGCUAACAAGUUCACGAUAACUUUUCAGCUAAAGUUUACAGCUCUGUGUAUUCUGCCGCACCUUGGACGGGUUUAAACACAAAUGAUACACCAAAAUGUCCGGGGAGCGAGAGCCAUCGCCUCCCGGGAGAGGGGGCCUCCUUCGCGGAAGCCGAACCAGAUCUUACGGCAGUUUGAUCCGACCUUCACAGUCUCCGGUUCGCCGCAGAGUCGUGGAACAUGUCGUCCAACCGGGAGAGACUUUGCAGGGCCUGGCCCUUAAAUACGGAGUGUCUAUGGAGCAAAUCAAAAGAGCAAACCGACUGUACACCAAUGACUCAAUAUUCCUGAAGAAGUCGUUGUCUAUCCCGGUGCUGUCGGAUUUGGAAGACUGCAGCAAAGAGGUGCUUGUAGAAAACCUUAUAGGAAGCAACGGGGACUGUUCUGAUCAGAAUGGGCAUACACCAAGCUCCUCUGAGAAAAAGAAAGAAGAUGAUUCAAGUCUUACCCCUGUAGGUUUCUUAAAGAGGUUGGAUGACUUCAUCAGUCAGUCUAAGCAAGCUGCAGCCAAAGGAUGUCAGGAUUCUGAGAAAAGGGUCGCAGCCCUCGAAGCAGCUUGCUCCAGCGGGACAUCGGAUUGGCGACCACUCUCAAGGUCGCAAAGUGUUAUUUCAUCUUCUAGAAUCCAGCAGCAGGCAGCACAAAGGGUGGCUGUACCCCUCGCUACCACCAAGCUCACCAAACUGAAAGACCUGGAAGAUGAAAUCUUUGAACUGUGACUGUGCGUUUUAUCUUACAACAUACUCAUCAUUAAGUCAGUACUGUCAGAACGCCGUUUCGCAAGGGCAACACCCCAGAACUCUGCUGGCCAUGCUGUUGAGAGUUUCAACCUUUUACCAGAAACGUUGGAGCAUUGAAACGUUCAUAUGUGGAGAUGAAGUGUGUUUGGCUUGUUCUCACAGGAAUUAGGAAAACUACAUGUUGCGUAAUGUGAUCACAUGGUGAUUUAGUCAUAUAACUGCUUAAGGAGGACCCGGUGAGUGGUUUGUAUGAAAUGCUGCUUGACAUGUUUCCUCCCACAUAGUCUGGGAGUGGACGUUCACACUAUGAUGAUAGAAGCACUAAACAGCUCAAAACUAAUGUAGCUGAAGCAAUAUUAGAGUAUUUAUGAACAUUUUUUAUUUUGUUGGGUUGAAAUAAAGGAAAAUAAAAACUU
This is a messenger RNA of Nothobranchius furzeri (turquoise killifish), 1307 nucleotides long. It is a transcript of the gene lysmd1, whose product is annotated as LysM, putative peptidoglycan-binding, domain containing 1. The record is from RefSeq and is a predicted model, not a curated record. Lineage: Eukaryota; Metazoa; Chordata; Actinopteri; Cyprinodontiformes; Nothobranchiidae.